Apus apus (common swift) is the source of this 2952-nucleotide messenger RNA. RefSeq names its product homeobox B3 (gene HOXB3). The record is from RefSeq and is a predicted model, not a curated record. NCBI's taxonomy places the organism in Eukaryota, Metazoa, Chordata, Aves, Apodiformes, Apodidae. Gene Ontology annotation, molecular function: DNA-binding transcription factor activity, RNA polymerase II-specific; RNA polymerase II cis-regulatory region sequence-specific DNA binding. The transcript is spliced from 3 exons. Gene Ontology annotation, cellular component: nucleus. The coding region runs from base 190 to 1392 and encodes 400 amino acids. Gene Ontology annotation, biological process: regulation of transcription by RNA polymerase II.
GCUGGAAACACCGUAGUCCUUGGGAUAAGACUUUAUCCAUCAUCUCGAAAACCUUGGCUGUCCAACCCGGAGUCAGCCUCCAACAGACAGCUGGAAGCGGCCUGUCACGUGGCCUUGGGGUGCCAAUGUUCUGCCAUAGGGGUGUCAAGACCCUGGUAGCCGGAAAAUUCAUUUUGGGGUGUCCCAGAGAUGCAGAAGACCACGUACUACGACAGCUCCACACUCUUUGGGGGUUACUCCUAUGGGAGUGCCAAUGGGUUCGGCUACGAGGGUCCCCAGCAGCCCUUCCAAGCAGCCUCUCACGUGGAGAACGACUACCAGAGGUCUGCCUGCUCCCUCCAGUCUCUUGGCAACACAACCCCGCACGCAAAAAGUAAAGACCUGAACGGGAGCUGCAUGAGGCCAAGUUUGCCCCAGGAGCACCACCCGCCUCCCCCUGUCUCGCCGCCCCCAAACCCCACCACCAACAGCACCAGUAGCAACAGCAAUAACCAGUCGGGGAGCAGUAAAACUGCCCCCAGCAAAGCCAACCUCAGUGCAAACGCCAGUCUCACCAAGCAGAUUUUCCCCUGGAUGAAAGAAUCGAGGCAAAACUCCAAACAGAAAAACAGCUCCCCCAGCACAGCAGAAACCUGCAGCGGCGAGAAAAGCCCCCCAGGCUCCUCGGCCUCCAAGAGAGCCCGCACAGCCUACACCAGUGCUCAGCUGGUGGAGCUGGAGAAGGAAUUCCAUUUCAACCGCUACCUGUGCAGGCCCCGCCGUGUGGAGAUGGCCAACCUGCUGAACCUCAGCGAGAGGCAGAUCAAGAUCUGGUUCCAGAACAGGAGGAUGAAGUAUAAGAAAGAUCAGAAGUCAAAAGGCAUGGGGUCUUCCUCUGGAGGGCCUUCCCCCACGGGCAGCCCCCCUCAGCCCAUGCAGUCCUCCGCUGGAUUUAUGAACGCCUUGCACACCAUGAGCAGUAACUAUGAUGCUCCCUCGCCGCCUUCCUUCAAUAAACCCCACCAAAAUGCCUAUGCCAUGUCAACUAACUACCAAAACCCCAUCAAAGGCUGCCCCUCCCAACAAAAAUAUGCCAACACGGCCCCCGAGUAUGACCCCCACGUCUUACAAGGGAACGGGGUGGCCUACGGGACUCCCAGUAUGCAGGGAAGCCCCGUCUAUGUUGGAGGUAACUAUGUGGAUUCUAUGCCCACCUCUGGCCCAUCCCUUUACGGUCUCAAUCACCUGCCCCAUCACCAGGCUGCCAACAUGGACUACAACGGGCCUCCACAGAUGCCCCCAAGCCAGCACCACGGACCAUGUGAGACCCACCCCACCUACACAGACCUUUCCACGCACCACGCUUCUUCUCAGGGCAGAAUCCAAGAGGCGCCCAAGCUGACCCACCUGUGAUAGGGAGCAGGGACAGGCUCAGGCGAAGGAGAUGGGACCUCUCUGCAGGGCAUGGGAGAGGCGAAGAGGGCAGGAUUGGCUUCAGGAACAUUUGUGUUGAGCUAUUUGAUUUCUUUCUUUAACAGGGCCAUUUCUACCAGAUUGGUGUGCUUGCUAUUAUAAUUUCUGGGUUUUAUUAGGCACAAUUUCCAAGCAUUUCAAUAUUUACUGCCAAAAGUAGCUCUCUCUGAAGAGACAUACCUCCAGUGUUUCAACACAAAUGCUUCUGAAAUGGGGUUGGGGUAGUUUUGUGGGAAUCAAGCAGAUUUUCAGCAGCAACAUCCUUAAUUUCCACGCCAAGUAUAGAACAUCACUGAUAAUUCUUGGACAUUGAUAAGGAGAUUAGUCAGCCAGCCAAGACUUGGUGUCUUUGCAUCUACGUAAACAUGCACACGUGUACACACACAUCCUAUCAAAAGAGAUUUGCCAGAAAAUUAUCCUCUCCAACUUCAUCUCAAGAGGAACAUCACGCUUUCCUUUCCAGCCUCCAGAGGUAGGGUGUCCUCUUUUGCUGAGUAACUUCCCACCAGUCCCCACCUAAACUGCAAAUAUACACACCUGCCAACGCGUGGGAUUCAUGCUCUUCCCCUCCAGUCCCUGCCUCCCCUCUCAAAAAUAAUAAUAACAACAACAACAAAACGAGAAUAAGAGUGAUCUAAGAGCUGAAAAAGGUUUGGGAAAAAAUGUUUGCAGUGCCCAACCCUGCCCCCCCCAACAGUAACAACAGUCCAAAGAGAGGAAGAAAGAGUUGACAGGUCUGAAUAUUUUCCCGCCUUCGCCUCUGAUGACAUGAAAUCUCCACUUGAUGACACCAGGGUUUUUUGUUUUGGGGGUAUUUUUCUUAGGGUUCAUUAACAGAAAAGCAAUCUUAAGACUUAGAAGUCCUACGCUUCUUUCCUCCUCUUCUCUUGACCUUACGUGAAAACAGGGUAUAUUUGAACAAACGGAAUGUCCUCCAAUCGAAGCAGAAGUGAAUGGAUCUCUGGUAUUUGCUAAUGCUUUCUUGUCUGGACAUCUUUGUUGCACUUAGAGUUUACAUAUAAUGGGUAUAAAAACAACUUUGAAGGGCUUUCGUCCAACUCAGUCGGGAUGCCCUUCAAUAGGUGUGUGUUCUGGUGAACAUUCAUAUAUAUUUAUUGGUUAUAGCCAGUUUAAAAUAUUUUCCUUUUUUUUGUAUUAUUUAUCCCCAAUAUUAUGUAUUUAUAUGAGAAAAACAAACAAACAAACAAACAAAAAGAAUCAAAUUGUACUUUUUUAGUAUUUACUUGUUACAAAGGACAUUGUGUUUCCUUGUCAUUGUACAACAAGCUUAUUUUAGUUAUUGUAAUUUAGGAAGACCAGUAGUUUUAUGUUACCUUCGUACUUAUGAAUAAUGUAAUUAGUUCUACUGGAGGCAUGAGAGCAGAACCGACUGUAAUUGUAUAGUCCUGAAUUAGAAGAACUAUAGCGAAUCCCUCCCUCCCACCUCACCCCUCCUCUUUGGAGAUCUUUCUUUGUUCUUACAGUAGUUCUUUUAUUUCC